AUGAUGUCCAUGAACAGCAAACAGGCCUUCAGCAUGCACCCCAUCCUGCACGAGCCCAAGUACACCCACCUGCACUCCAGCUCCGAGGCCAUCCGCAGGGCUUGCCUGCCCGCCCCGCAGCUGCAGAGCAACUUCUUCGCCGGCCUGGACGAGACGCUGCUGCGCGGCGCCGAGGCCCUGGCGGCGGUGGACAUGGUGGCGCAGAAGAGCCACCCCUUCAAGCCGGACGCCACGUACCACACCAUGAGCAGCGUGUCGGUCUCCUGCGCGCCCGCCUCGGCCUCGGUGCACCUGCCCCACCCGUCGGUGCUGGGCGGCCACGCGCACCACCACGCGGCGCACCACGCGCCGGCCCCGGGCCUGGACGGGGAGCUGCUGGAGCACCUGGGCGCGGCGCUGCCGCUGGGGGACGUGGGCGCCGCGCCGGCCCACCCGCCCUCGCACGCCCACCUGCAGGCGCUCAACGCCAUGGGCCACCCGGCGCACGGGCAGCCGCCCAUGGGCAUGGGCCCCCACCCGGCCCACGGCCUGGCCGCCCACCCGGCGCUGGCCGGCCCGGAGGCCGAGACGGACCCGCGCGAGCUGGAGAGCUUCGCCGAGCGCUUCAAGCAGCGGCGCAUCAAGCUGGGCGUGACGCAGGCCGACGUGGGCUCGGCGCUGGCCAACCUCAAGAUCCCCGGCGUGGGCUGCCUCAGCCAGAGCACCAUCUGCCGCUUCGAGUCGCUCACGCUCUCGCACAACAACAUGGUGGCCCUCAAGCCCAUCCUGGAGGCCUGGCUGGAGGAGGCCGAGCGGGCGCAGCGCGAGAAGCUGGCCAAGCCCGAGGUCUACGCCGGCGGCGACAAGAAGCGCAAGCGCACCUCCAUCGCCGCGCCCGAGAAGCGCUCCCUCGAGGCCUACUUCGCCGUCCAGCCGCGGCCCUCCUCCGAGAAGAUCGCCGCCAUCGCCGAGAAGCUCGACCUCAAGAAGAACGUCGUGCGCGUCUGGUUCUGCAACCAGCGGCAGAAGCAGAAGCGCAUGAAGUUCUCCGCCGCCUACUGA
Eublepharis macularius is the source of this 1041-nucleotide messenger RNA. Its product is annotated as brain-specific homeobox/POU domain protein 3-like. Gene Ontology annotation, biological process: regulation of transcription by RNA polymerase II. Gene Ontology annotation, molecular function: DNA-binding transcription factor activity, RNA polymerase II-specific; RNA polymerase II cis-regulatory region sequence-specific DNA binding. The coding region runs from base 1 to 1041 and encodes 346 amino acids. NCBI's taxonomy places the organism in Eukaryota, Metazoa, Chordata, Lepidosauria, Squamata, Eublepharidae. The transcript is spliced from 2 exons. The record is from RefSeq and is a predicted model, not a curated record.